CUCGGGACCGACGAUCGUUCGCCGAUGAAGUCAUCAAAAAUUUUUGUGAAAUUUCGGAAAAAAGUUUGAGAAGAAUGCCUGAAAGAAAAGUUAUUAAGAGUAUAACCGAUUACAAAGAAAAUGAAUGGGAAAACAGGAAGUUCGAAACGAACCAAUCAAAGCAUUCUUUGAAUCCGAACAACGAUUGGAGUCCUUUGAAUAUACAAGAGGCGAAAAUACCUGUCUACUUUCAAAAGCAAAUAUCCCCAAUUUUUGAUAUUGAUGAAAUUGAAGGGUGGGGUGAACCUCCUCGAAAUCCUAUUUCUUGGAAUGAUUCUCACCAAGGUUAUUGCAAAGAAUUAAUUGAAGAACAAAAGAAAACUACUUUUUGGGCUAUACAAAAUGGAGUUUGGGUUAACGUAAGUGAAGAGACGGAGACGAAGGUUUCGGAGAGAAUCAGUAAUAAUAUUCGAAAUAACAUCAUAAAACGUGGUGAAAUAUGGGAUAAAAUUAAAAAACAAACAAGAAGUUAUUAUGACUUUAGAAAUGAAGAGAAUAGAAAAGCUGCCGAUUUCAUUUACGAAGAAGAGAAUGAUCUCAUUAAUUUCGAUCUUUCUGACAUUUCGGAUUCAAAAAAUUCUUCAGAUGGAACAAAUAAAACACAUGAGACAACCGAAGUACAUUUGAAUAAUCUUUUGCAAGAAGAUCUUAUAGACCUAAGAGACGAAAAAAUUCAGAAUACAUUAAAUUCUGAAUAUAAUUCUGAUAUUAAGAAAGAAGGACCGAUUAAAAUAAAAGAACAAAUUAAGGAAGAAGAGCUGAUUAAAAUAGAAGAACCAAUUAAGAAAGUAGAACCAAUUAAGGAAGAGCUGUUAAUAGAUUUAGAUUUCGAUACUAGUGUAACAGAUGCUCCCAGUUAUAAUUCAAUUUUCCCAAACAGCAAGGAAUUGAAUGAUAUUUUUUCUCUGAUGCCUAAGAGUUCCGUAAUUGAGAAUAAAGAUUUACUUUUAUUCGAUAAUGAAGAUUCAGAUCCAGCCAAAUCAUUCUCAAUUUCAAAUUCAAAGAGUUCAAAGGAUUUUCGAUUUACUAUUGAGACAAAAGAAUUUGGGUUCCAAGUAAUUAUUGUAAAACCG
Dentiscutata erythropus is the source of this 1112-nucleotide messenger RNA. The record is from the annotation of a GenBank genome assembly. NCBI's taxonomy places the organism in Eukaryota, Fungi, Glomeromycota, Glomeromycetes, Diversisporales, Gigasporaceae.